UCGAAGAGCUCUAAUGCCUUUUUUUAAGCUUGCACAGAAACAGGUUAACUUCUUGCAUUUUUAAAUCUCUGCGCUUCAUUUUCGAACCGUCUGCGGAGUCCACCGAGAGGAGGAUGCUGUACAUCUCUCCUCUCCCUCCUCCAGUCUCAGGCAUGGCGUGAGUCGAUUCAGCGUUCACCAGUUCGUCUGAUCACUUGCUGAAGGUUUUUCUUGCGUCAUGGCGUGUCCAGCUGUAAACCUACGUAGUCACGGUUGAGCUGCGACUGGUUAGCCCAGCUUGGAGAAGUACUACUUCUGUGAUGAACAUUCACAAUGGGCACAUCGAAAGGUGCUGUCUCAAAGGCUAGUCAGAAGCCCGACUUCUUCGGCUCUAUCAACGAGCGAACAGUGGACGAUAUUUCCUUGGAUUUCUUCUACAAACCUCACACAAUUACACUGCUAACAGUGUCUAUCAUUGUGCUGUUGUACUUCGCCUUCACACGUAUUGUCUCCUGUGAUUUACCAUCCAGACUCUUGGUGGCACCAUCAGUCCACUCACUGGGAGCUGAAUUUGAAGCUAUCUGCUUGGCGUCCAAAAACGGCUCUCCAUCUCUGAUGCCAGCCUCCUGUGUGCACUCAGGAGAGACCUCACUAGAUGAUGCAAAUCUGGAGCAGAAUAUGUGGAGUGGUAUCUGCUGCGUAGCAUUUUUCUUCCUCAUCAUCAGUGUCCUCGCCUUCCCAAAUGGUCCCUUCACUCGACCACACCCAGCUGUGUGGAGGAUAGUCUUUGGCCUGAGUGUACUCUACCUUAUGGGCCUACUGUUCCUGCUUUUCCAAAACUACACCACAAUCAAGAAUGUCAUGUACUGGUUCUACCCAAAGCUUCAAAAUUUCUCCAUAGACUUGGAAAAGGAGUAUGGUGUGAACUGCUCAGACAUCACCCUGGAGAAGUUGUGGGCCCAUAUGGAUGUGUUUGCCUUUGGACACUUCUUUGGCUGGGCCAUGAAGGCCAUACUGGUGCGGCACUAUGGCAUAUGCUGGGCAAUAAGCGUCACUUGGGAGAUCACGGAGAUGGCUUUUGCACACCUGCUGCCGAACUUCAAGGAGUGCUGGUGGGAUGCCAUUGUGCUGGAUGUGCUUUUGUGCAAUGGUUUGGGCAUCUGGUUUGGCAUGCGCAUCUGUGAGAAGCUUGAGAUGCGCACCUACAAGUGGGAAAGCAUUAAGAACAUUCAAACGACAACGGGAAAGAUUCGGAGAGCGCUGCUGCAGUUUACACCUGCCAGCUGGACACAUGUGCGGUGGAUGGACCCUACGUGCACCUACAUGCGGUUCCUGGCUGUCACGGAGCUAGUCAUUUUUUGGCAGGUAACAGAGUUGAACACAUUCUUCUUGAAGCACAUAUUCGAGGUACCCCCGGACCACCCGCUGAGUGUGGCAAGGUUAAUGCUCAUCGGCAUCAUUGUGGCACCAACGCUGAGGCAGUACUACAGCUACGUUACAGACACAAGGUGCCGACGGGUGGGCACACAAUGCUGGGUAUUUGGUGCCAUCAUGCUAACAGAGGCCAUAAUCUGCAUAAAGUUUGGACUGGAGCUCUUUGCUCAAACACAGAUAAUGAACAUCCUGCUCUGGGUUUUUCUUCAGUUUGUUAUGAGCGUCGCUUGCGUCUAUGGAUGUGUUCUUUAUGCAAAUUAUCACGGAAAGUAUCACGAUGGUGAGGAGGUCACAACAGCGGACACUUUGACGCAACCAUGCGACAGCAGAGCUGCCGAUGCAACCGCAGAUGAGGCCGGUGAUGCCGUGUUGAAACCACCCUUGUCAAAUGAACGCACCGUGCAGCGACGCAAGCAAAAACAUGUGAACGGAUCCCUGUAAAGCCAGAGGCCAUUGAAUGGCCUUUGCCUUUCAAGGCGCUUGUCUUUUUAUAACCAAAGAGAAUGCAUCCAACGCACAUUGUUGAGACAGCUGAUCAACAAAAGAUGUGCUUGAACUGCUCAACUCAACCUUGGACACUGUGCUUGAGAACUUCGACAGUUCUCUCUUCCUUAGGCUUCUUUUUUUUUUUUUUUCUCCUGUUGUGUGACAUGUGCAUGCAGCAAGUGUGACAAGUGACUGUGUGGAAAAAUGCUGUUAAGGUUGCAAGACCUGGAAUACACUGGCAUAUAGGAGGCAGAUAUGGGUAUGCCCAUUGAGAAAAACCUAACCUUUUUCUAAAUGGGCAAAGGGGGCAAAUUACGUGAAAGAACUCUGAUUGCACUUUAGGAAAGCGGGAACGUGUUGCGUGGAAAUUCUAUAACAUACUCUCGUCACAAAGGGUUAAGCUUGAUAAGCUUUGCCCAUGGUAGAGUAGUAUUUUUUGUUAUUGUUACAGCUUUACAGUUGCUCCAUGGAGGAGAGUGAACAUUACCACUGUCCUUGCUCUCCCUGUACAGAUUGUAUUACUACACAGUCAUCAGUCGCCAUAAUGUGAUCGAAAUUGACACAGUAGAAAAUGUGUGUUGAAGUGUAUUGUGUUGUCGCUAGAAUCAUUGCCGAGUAGCAUAAUCGUCAGAAUGUGUUUUCUGUUCGUGGUGUUUGAAGAGCACAUAUCACAUGCUCUGUGGAAGUGUUCCUUGGAGAAGUAAAGAUGCAGAAAUGGCAACAUUCCAUUGAGGAUAUCAGUUGCAUUUGUGGUAGAAAGAAGAGAGCAGUCAUGGAAGCAGCAUAAUCUAACUCAUUUUAGAAACUGAAUGCAGGUUCCCUGCUUAAAUGUGAUGUAUUAGGUAAGCUGCUCACUCAGAUGGUGAACUACUUUGUUAAAAAUACCUUCUCUAGUUUAUAUACGCCCAUGAAGAGGUGUUCUUUACAAAGCACCUAUAGGCUUUCUUGCUAAACAAAGAUAGUUAUUUGAUGUUGUGAUUGACUUCAGAUAACCUGAAUGGGAUUUUAGCUUAUGCUGAAAUUUCACUAUAUGGUGGAAAACCUUGUUGCUUAGUGUAAUCACACCUAUAAUCACAAAAUAAGUAUACACCUAUUUUUAUUAAAAUAUAAGCAACAAACAAAAAUUGAGUCUCCCUGUUGGCGUUCUGCUGCACUAUAGUCAAACUUGGCUCCUGUACCGUGAAACCCUAACAAAAACUCUCCAGUUCUAGAAAGAGCAAUUAUAGGAAACUGCUGAUGACUGCCUUGAUUGGUCUGGAUAACCGAUGUCAGGUUAAGGCUUGAUGUUCAUUGAAGUACCAUGAACUUGUCACUCGGGAGGUGCAAGGGGCGUCACCAUAGGUGUCUCAUUGAGAAACAGCAAAACUGUGAUGUCGGGACAUUUCUUGCACGAGCAUGCCCAAGUUCCAAGAGACCUGUGCCGGAGCAUGGAAUUGAUUUAAUGAAAUGUUAGCUGAAAUGAGUAGUAGCAUGCAGUUUAUAUACAGCAAAGCUUAACAACCAACCUCUGGGAAGUUACAGGUGCUUGGCAGUGACUUGGUCGACAUCGACUAGAUCAAUCCGGCACUUUGCUAAAAUUUUGAACAGAUUUUUAAUCUAUACUGUUGCCUCAUAUUGCUGGAUUGAAAAAGAAGAAAGAAAAGUUGUGCACACCAGUGUAUGUAAACGCUUUGCAAUGUUACACUACACACUAAGGUCCUAAACUUGACAUGCGUGUAGACGAAGUGAUGCAUGCAACUGGUUUUAACAUGCCCACAAAGAAAAGGUCGUUAUAUAGGUUGGGCAUGUAGUUGUGCUGUUCUGAUAUUGUCUUGUGGAUGUCAUUUCGAGACUGCAGUCAUGGCAUUCUGUCAGUAAUGGAGUAGCUUAUCACUAGGUCUACCAUUGUCUUGUACAUGUUUGUGGUUGAAACACAAGUGUCUUCGUUGAAAGAAGAAAAAAAAACGAACAAACAAUUCAGUGCCAUUUUUCAUCUCGUGUAGUGUACUGGUUGUAAGGUGAACAUGAAAUGUACACGAGUGUUCUUGUGCAUGUAUUUGCUUUAAAAAGAAAACUGUGCUUGCAAUGGCUUGUAGGGUUCUUUCACAAAAUGGAGCUUGAUUGCCACGUUCACUUACUGUUCCCAGCCAGUUUCACACACAGCGUAUUAUUAGAAUUAAAAAUUUGUCAAGUCCCUGCUUUGUUUCUGAUCUUGCUGGUCUUCCACUGUGGUCAGCACUUGGCUGAUCUUCAAGCAGUUAGGCAAAGCAGUAGUCCCUAUGUGAUAUGCCUCAGACAGCCUUCUGCACAUGAAAUUCUGUCUAAAGAAGCUGAUUGCAAAACAACAAAGCAUCACUGCAUGGGCUGUGCUUCCUUCCUGUUCACGCUUCUGGUGCAAGACCUUUUGCAUCAACAGGAGCUUCGAGCACAAGCUUGCCAGCUAAUAUCAAUUGUCCAUCUACAUAUAUGGGCAGCCCACCUGCUGAGUAUUCCUACUCCCAUGGUAUAUUGUCAUGUCCUAUGAGUGGGUAUGCCAAUUCCAAGCACCUUGUAUGUUCUUCAGCAAAGCAUGUUGCUGUUUGGCAUCAGCAACUAAAUGUUAUCUAAUUUUGUGGACUUCACUUGUUUGAACAUAAGGAAGCACUGUAGGUACCUUACACUUGUGAUGGAGUCAAAGCUAGCAGCAAUGCCCACUCGUAUACUUCUGUUAUGUGUUUGCAGUUGUUGCCACUCAGGUCGUGACCAUGUCUUGCUGUUCGGCUUAAGCGCACACUGUCACUUGCGACAUGCUCGUAGUCAGACCCCCGCCUUUAGUUCUGCAGAAUAAUUUAUGCCUGGCUGGCAGUAUUAGUGUCUUUCACAUUUAAAGAACUGAACUGCAGUGUCGCUCACUGAAAAAUAUGUGGAGGUUAGAAAGAAUUUGACUGCUGUUUAUCCUUUUAACCCCAAUUUCUUUCUUUCUUUUGUCAUUUGGGUGUUUAAAAGAGAAAAAUGAUGCAGACACUUUAUUCUCAAACAAGAACAAAUAAAGGAAAGUUAUUUAUCUGC
Dermacentor silvarum is the source of this 4926-nucleotide messenger RNA. RefSeq names its product phosphatidylserine synthase (gene l(3)77CDf). Gene Ontology annotation, biological process: phosphatidylserine biosynthetic process. Gene Ontology annotation, molecular function: L-serine-phosphatidylethanolamine phosphatidyltransferase activity. Lineage: Eukaryota; Metazoa; Arthropoda; Arachnida; Ixodida; Ixodidae. The record is from RefSeq and is a predicted model, not a curated record. The transcript is spliced from 14 exons. The coding region runs from base 313 to 1854 and encodes 513 amino acids.